GGGGGGAUAUAAAGGAGCCUGAGAGGCGGAGGAAGAAGGAAGGAAGGAAAGGAGGGAAGGAAAAAAGAGAAAUGGCAAGUUUCGGAAAACUCACCGACUACUUCAACCGCCGCAAGUCUCGAGAAGAGCUGCGGGUGGGGAGAAGCUCGCGGCGCAGUGGCAGCUACUGCUGCACAGUGGCAGAGGCCAGGUCUCUGGAAAGGAAGCUGCAGCGACCCCUACUGGCCAAGUCGCGUACGCUCCCCAGCAUCCCCCAGUCUCCAACCGUCUCCAGGGUCCACCACUCAGACUUGAUUGGUGGGAGUCCGCCCCGCAGGAAAAACCCUCCACCUGCCACCAGCCAAUCACAGGCCUGCACCCUGCCCCCUGCAGGAGAGCUGUGGCGAUUGGAGGACGACGUGGAGGGAGACGACGAGACGGAGCAGAGCGGCGGCACCGAGGCCCGGCCGCGCUCCCAGUCGCCGUUCUCCCACUUCCGGGCGCGGGCCGCCUACCUCCGUAAGAGCAUGUCGGCCGACGACCACCUGGACAUGGGCCUGGACUACGGCUCAGCCAAGACGGCGCGCAGCAACAAGGGCAAGCUCAAGAGGAAAUUUAGUUUGGGCUCCGCAGACCGAAAAGAAAACCAGCAAAAGAGAUCCGAGUCGGGAAUCUCCAAAUUGACUCAUCGUCUCUCCCUGAAAGAGCGACCAGCCAAAGCAGAGAAGACGUCGUCAGACAGACCGUCUUCCUACAGAAGACGAUCUCUAAGUGUGGACUGGGCCGAUUCUGCCAAGAUGACGCAGCCCAUGCGAGGGGACCAGGUCCACCAGCCGGCAUCGGCUCGCAAGUCCUCCAGCCUGUCCUCGCCGAGCGCAGCUCGCCGGCUCUACCGCAACUUAUCUGGAAAGUUUCGUGUGGGCACCAACCCCCCCGCUCUGGAGGACAGCGUGGUGUCGGCGCGGGGAGGAGACAAGGAGAGGCUGCGCAAAACCACCGUCUUCCAGAGCAACGAAGCUUUGUUUGAGGCAGUGGAGCACCAGGAACUGGACCUGGUCCAGCUGCUGCUGUCCCAGUACAGCCUGGAGGAGCUGGACCUCAACACGCCGAACAGCGAAGGCCUCCUUCCUCUCGACAUCGCCAUCAUGACCAACAACGUGCCGAUGGCCAAGCUUCUGCUGCGGGCCGGCGCCAAGGAGAGCCCUCACUUUGUUAGCCUGGAGGGCCGGGCGGUGCACUUGGCCACCUUGGUGCAGGAGGCCGAGCAGCGGGUGUCGGAGCUGCAGGCCCAGGUCCGCAGCGAGGGUCCCGGCGAACGAGAGGGGUCCGACCAGGAGAGGCAGCUGAAGGCCUGGGAGUGGAGGCUGCGGCUCUUCAGACGCAUGCAGAUGGGCUUUGAGCAUGCUAACCCUCCAGAUGCUCCCAGUCAAGUUCUGCUGUCUGUUAGCAGCAGCUCCAGUUUACAGGUUGACUUCCACGAACCUGCCUGCGUCAACUCCGCUGUGGUCACCAAGUACAAAGUGUGUUGGAGCGCGGCGCCUUCAUUCAGCCCCAUGCUGGGUGAAAUGAUGGUGGACGAUGCAGCGGCGCCACAGUGCAACAUCACUGGACUGACUUCUGGAACCCAUUACUAUGUGCAGGUGUCAGCCUACAACAUGAAGGGCUGGGGCCCGCCCACGCUCUCCACCCCGGCCUGCGCUGCACCGUCCAGCUGGAGGGACGUGGACGGCCACCCGCCACGCCAGAGAGGCCAGAAGGAGGCGCUGGACCAGCUGCUCGGUCAGAUCAAAGAAGCUCAUCGCCACUGCGGGUGCCACGAGCAAUGCAAAGCGCCAACACAAGGCAGGAAGCACUCUGUAUCCAAAAGCCUCCGGCAUCUCUUCCAACCCAACAGCAAAUUCGUAAAAAGCCUGAAAAGAGGUCUCUACCUGACCUCCAUAUUCUACAGAGAUGACAAUGUGCUGGUGACUCCAGAGGACCAGAUUCCUGUGGUGGAGAUUGAAGAUUCGUACUCCAGCAGCCUAAUGCAGGACUUCCUUUGGUUUACCAAGGUGUCGUACUUAUGGGAGGAGAUAUCCUGGCUCCAGCAGUGUCUCAGUCCCUCUCAGUCCUCCUGUUCAUGUACCCUGCAGACCCGUCUGAAGAUGCUGCAGGCCGUCUCCCAGCUGCAGGGAAUGCUGGGAACGCAGGACCUUGGCCAGGUGUAUUUUGAGCCCAUCAAAGACAAACAUGGCAACGCGCUGCUGGUCCUGCUGAAGGACAUGAACGCCUGCCCCAACCUGGACGGGGUGCGCUGGACGCAGCUCUGCAAACUGCAGCUGCAGCGCAAGUCCAUCUCCUCCCCCGAGGAGCCCACGGCUCUGGACACGCUCCUCAUCACGCUCCACGAGAAGUUGGCCUAUCACAGGCGCAGCAGGAAGCUCCUGUCUCCGGGUUUGUACCUGGGCUACCUGAAGCUCUGCACGUCGGUGGAGCAGAUCAGGGUUCUGGUGCCGCAGAAGCUGCCCAACGUUCUCUGUCACACCAAGAUACGGGACAACGGCAACGUGUCCAGAGAGGAGUGGCAGUGGCUGCAGGCUCUCAGCUCUCUGGAUGAAGCUCUGGAGAUGGACCAGGACGUUCAGAGCGCGCCGCAUCGCCUCUUGCACGACCUGCGCGCCGCAGUCAAGGACCUGAUGGCACACAUCAACAUCCCUGGAAACCAGGCUCAGGAUUUCCGGAUCUACAGCCAGGAAGUGUUGGAGUUUGGAGAAAAGGUGUCCUUCCUGCUGCUGCUGCCGCCUUCAGAUGACGUGUGCACGGCUCCCGGCCAGAACCAGCCGUACUCGCCCCGGUCCGGACUCCUCACGCUGCCGCUGCAGAGCUUCGAACUCGUCCACUUCAACGCGUACUGGCCCGGUUUCAUCGGCCAGUACUGCAGAGUGUCGGCGCUGCUGGAGCUGGAGUCGCUCAUGUCGCAGCAGGCUCUGCGGGAAGCGUUCUCCGAGGCCGAGCUGCUGGCCGCCAAGAAGAAGCACCAGCAGGUCCAGGAGCAAAUGCAGCAGAUGGAGGAGAUGUGGCGGGACGCCCGCUGGAUCAUGGACGCCCUGCAGUACGCCCGCUACAAGCAGCCCACAGGAGGAAUCUCCAUCAGCUGGAUCAUAGACUUCUCUAAAGAGGUUCUGCCAGACAAACCGGCCUCCACCUCGUCCCAGCCGGACUUCAUGCCUUCCCCCACGCCCUCACCAGAACCCUGCCGCAAACACUCAGAUUACCCUGGUCUGUCGGAUGAAGAGGGUUCCUCUGAAGUCUUCCUCACCACUGACAGCGACUACGACUCCAGCCGGGCGCAGAGCCCGCGUGAGCUGGACCUGCUGCCCCCGUCCCCGCUGUCCUCCUCGGCGCCCCUGGAGCCGCGCGGUUUCCUGCGCAGCGACGGCGGCGGCUCGGGGGGCCUGAGCUGCCCCGGCGGCGGCGGGCGCGGCGCCCUGAGGGACUCCACGCCGGACGUCCUCCAGGCCUCGGAGCCUCAGCUGGGGCGGGACGGCGGAGGGCGGGAAAAGCGGCGGGGCCCGCCGGAGCUGUUCGACAGCGACUUCAUCCUGCCCAGCAGGCAAAUCGAGCUGCUGCACAUCACAGAGAAGAGGCAGGCGUUCUGCGUGAGGACCAGCAGCCUGGAGUUCCCGUCCAGCACGUCGGCCCAGCAGCCGCCGCCACCCCGCUGCUCCUCCCCCUCCGCCUCACCGCAGAGCCGGUGGCACCGGCCGUCGUCGGUGGACCGCUGCUGCUCCGCCGAGCGCUGCGCGCCGCAGCGUCCGCCGGCUCGGACGCUAUCGGAGGACAGCGGCACGCAGAGACUCAACUCGCCGUCGCCGGCCGUGUUCAGGAAGGGCUGCCACGCCACGCUCAGAGUCUACCCACAGUACCGAACCGGUCUGCCCAACGAGACCAGCGUCAAGCUUUGCGUAACUUCGGUCACGACGGCCCGGGAAAUGGUCCAGCUGGUGGUGCAGGAGAUGAACGCGGUGUCUCGGCGCCUGCUGGGCGGCAGCGAGGAGCAGCAGUGUGUGUGCUACGGCCCGGAGCAGGUGAAGCACUUCGGCCUGGUCCUGGUGGUGGACAACAGGGAGAAGUGGCUGCAGGACGACUUCUGUCCCCUGGAGCUGCAGAACCCGUGGCUGCGGGGGAAACUGUGCGUUCGCAUCAAGGACUACUCUCCUCUAGCGCUCAAACACAGCCGGGCCACCACGGUGUGACGCGUAUUCAGGUUUUUAAACCUCCGCGAAUUCGGCCGUCUUUGUUGCUUCUGAGUGUUUUUAUUUUAUCAGAGAAUCUCUUUCUAUGAAAUGUGUUCUCCCCAACAAAAGAGCUUUUUUUCUACGAACAUCAGACCCUCAUAUGGACGCCAAAUGAACGCUCAACAAGAAACAAAGAAAAAAUGCUCCUACUUUCUUCAUGCUGUCAGAAAUUGUUGAGCAGAAGAUCGUGACACUGAGCAAAUCUCACAGUCUGAUGUUUGGCUGGAAGCAGCACUUUGGGCUGCGUGCGUUUCCAAAAUGGCGCAGGCUUCAUCAUCGUCAUCAUCAUGCGGUGCAUUGGGACAUUGCAGAAGAAAGGAGGAGUAAAUUUCCAUCAUAAGACUCCAAAAUGUUAAAAAUGUGCUUGGAAAAACUUUAAGACUUUUGAAAUUCAGAAUCAGAAGAGUUUUCUAGAAAAUUUCUGAGAUUACUUUCAAAUUGUUUUAAGGUUGUUGUUUUCUGGGAAUUUUGUUAGAUUAACGUAUAAAUUUCUGAGUUUUUUUUUUUUCAGGAAAAUUUCUGAGAUUCAUCUAAAAUUGUCUGAUUUUCUUUCCUAGGAACUUUUUGACCUGUGAAGUCCAGAAAUGCCCAAGAUUUAUUCUACAAAGUUUCUGAGAUUAAUCUAAAAUUUUCAGGUUUUUUCCUAGAAAAUUGUUUGACUUUUGGAGGUAUGAAAUUUCUUUGCUUUUUCUGGAAAAUUUCUGAGAUUAAUCUCCAAUUUUCUGAUUUUAUUCUCUUGCAGUUUACUUACUUUUCCGGCUCUGAAGAUUUAGUCUGGAAAAUUUUAGGUUUAUCUAAAAAAAAUUCAGAUUUUUUUUCUAGCAAAUUUUUUACUUUUCAACCUCAGAAAUCUCCAAUUUUCUCUAGAAAAUCUUUGAUCUCAAAACUUCAGAGUUUUUCGGCAGAAAUGUACUUCUAUACACUGGUCCUAGUUUGCUGUCGUUGCAUCCUGACAGCUAAACAGAAAGAGAUGCGUUAUUGCAACGUGUUCAGAGGUAAAACAUUUGACCUGUAAGCCGGUCAGAGCCGCUCUCCGUUUCUCCCAGGCCUGAUUUUUAGCAGCAAAGCAGGAAAUAAUGAACAUUAGCACAAAAUUUGGUGGUGCUGUCCUCUUUAAAGUCGACUCUAGAUAAAAUAGAUCCUAUUAAACCAGCUAAUUUUCCAAACAGGGAAAAAGAAGCAAUACUCUCCAUUAUGUUGAUUUGAAUUGAAAUAGAAAUAAUGCAAACAUUCAUUAGCUGCCAUUCUGGCCCUUUGACCUUUCAUGGAGCAUCAGUUGGAUGUUUCAAAGUUGCUUUGAUUUGAUUCUUCAUACCUCGUCAACCACGUCUCUGGGUUUGUUGCUGAUCUCUUCUCCACAUGCAUCAGGAAUGUUUUUCAGGUUUCAGGAAGUCCUGUGUUUCUGCAGAUCACAAGCAUUAAAAGCACGUCCCAGAAGAUGAGUUAAGGCAAAUAAAAGGUUCUCACCUGCCAGGUGAGGCUGUAGAAAUUCACUGGCCUUUCUGAGAAACACAUGCACAGUAAAGGUCAAACAUUGUUGUAAGAACACUUUAAGACAUUUAGAUAGUCUUCAUUUAGCAUAAAUUCACACUAGAUGGUACAAAAUGCUAAAGCUAACGGCUAAUGUGUUGGGGGUUAAGACCAAAUGGGUCUUCUGGUGUCUCCAAUCUGAAAAAUGUCACCAAGCUCUUAAAACAUCAUAUUUAGCAGUUAUUUCCCCAGAAACUAAAGAUUUUACACAUCAAACAUGGAGGUUGAAGGCGGUGCACCACCAAAAAUCUUCCAGACUAAAACACUGACAAUGGAACAUUGGAGAUUCGAUACGAGAAUCAUAUUUUAGAACAAAAUUAUUGGUGCUACAAUAAGUUACCCAACUAUCAAAAUGGAAGGGAAAAAAAUCACUUUCUAAGUUGAUCAGAAUUCCUAGGAAAUUAAAUUUUUUUGCAUUUUUAAUAUUUAAAAAUUAGAACAUGCCAUUCCCGAUAUUGAGAUUAGGGAUGCACCAAAAUAUUGGCAUCAACAUCCGAUACCAGUCAUUAACAUAUCAGUAUUGGUCCGAUAAAUAAAACUGGGCCAAUAUUUAUUUUUUAUUUGUUCCUGGUUAUUUUUUCCCCCCAAAGGUGUUGAAAUGGUAGUGAAAUCUGAAUAACACCAAAUAUUGGUUAUUGCUGAUAACAGUAAUAUGAUUCAAUAUCGGCCCAAUUGCUUUUUGCAUUGGUGCGUCCCUGAUUGAGAUGUUCAUAUAUGUCAGAUAAUUGAUCAUGUGAAACAGUAGAAACAGAUUAAACUGAGAAAAAAAACAGUUGAAUUAAAGCAAAAUAAAUUCUCCAAUCACAGAAAUCUGGUACAUAAUUUAUUCCAGAUGUUUGAUUCUUAAAGAGAGAGAGAAAAAAUUGAAGUGUAAUAAAAGUAUCUGCUAAAUUGAAACUGUUAUCUUUUCAGAUGCAUUUUUUAAUUUAAUUCAAAUUACUUUAGGUAUGAGUUUUUAUAUUAGGUAUUAAUAAAUAUUUGUUUACAGUUCUGGCUCCUCUAACAGAUCUUCCUGCACAAACCAGCCAAACAUUCCCUUUUUAACAUAUCACAGCAUUAUGUUACAUUUCAUUAUUCCAGCUUCUUUGACUAUUUUUUGCAGCAGAUGAAAUUAUGUUCUGCUCCAAAGUUACUCCUUCAGGCUCAGCAGCGUUUAUUACUGUAAAUACAAUGUAGCAUCGAGUUUAUUGACUCGGUUACUGUAGCAUGUUGAACCUGCUAGCGGGGCGCUAACAGACGCGUCCUCACUGUUUACAGAGCUGACCUUUCUUACACAUUUACAGACAUGUUUUACAUGUAAACUGUUGUAUAAAGAUGUUCUAAUGCGUCGUAACUGGUUUUACUGAUGGCUCCCGCUCUCGUGUUCGCGCUUAGAUGUCCUCUUUAUUCGUGUUCUGUUUUUUUUUUUUUUUCGACGGCCAUCUGCAAAGACAAAUGACUCAAACUGAACCGAGGAGAUCAGGGGAUGAAUGUACUGUAUCUGCCCUCAAUGUGAAGCUAACCAGAGAUGGGAGGGGGGGCUGUGACCACUGGAGAUGUCAAAGGUCAGUGACAUUACGGGCUCUGAAAUGAGGGGAAAAGAAGGUUUUGAAUUCCCUUUCUGGUGUGGUAAAAAUACAGCCCUGCGUUUACAAGGAACUGUUGGUGGAUCCAUCAGGCAAAGUCAUGAAGGAGACAUCACGUCACUUUUUUAAAAUUUAUUUUUAUUGAACAAUAAAUGAAUAUUA
Poeciliopsis prolifica (blackstripe livebearer) is the source of this 7513-nucleotide messenger RNA. It is a transcript of the gene ankfn1b, whose product is annotated as ankyrin repeat and fibronectin type-III domain-containing protein 1. Gene Ontology annotation, cellular component: spindle. The record is from RefSeq and is a predicted model, not a curated record. The coding region runs from base 72 to 4214 and encodes 1380 amino acids. Gene Ontology annotation, biological process: regulation of establishment of bipolar cell polarity; signal transduction; establishment of mitotic spindle orientation. The transcript is spliced from 23 exons. Gene Ontology annotation, molecular function: protein binding. Lineage: Eukaryota; Metazoa; Chordata; Actinopteri; Cyprinodontiformes; Poeciliidae.